This is a messenger RNA of Fulmarus glacialis (Northern fulmar), 357 nucleotides long. RefSeq names its product ovarian tumor suppressor candidate 2 (gene OVCA2). The annotation marks the transcript as partial. The transcript has a single exon. The record is from RefSeq and is a predicted model, not a curated record. NCBI's taxonomy places the organism in Eukaryota, Metazoa, Chordata, Aves, Procellariiformes, Procellariidae. Gene Ontology annotation, cellular component: nucleus; cytoplasm. Gene Ontology annotation, biological process: response to retinoic acid.
GGCGCGGCGCUGGCCGCCAUGGUGUGCGCCCUGCGGGCCCGCGGCGACCCUCGCUUCCCUGUGGCCUUCGCCAUCCUGGUGGCCGGUUUCAUCAGCCGUGCCCCAGCCCACGGCCACUUCUACCGGGAGCCCAUCACCCUGCCCACGCUGCACGUCGUGGGCGAUGCUGAUGCCGUCAUUGCUGCCCCCCUCAGCAGGGAGCUGGCCCAGCACUUCGUGGACCCUGUUGUUCUCACCCACCCCGGCGGGCACUUCGUCCCUGCGGCUGCGCCACAGAAGAAGGCCUACCUGGACUUCUUGGACCGCUUCUGCCCCGGACAGGGACAGGCUGAGCCCCCGGGGGCUGGGGCCGUUUGA